AUGGGUUCAGGGAAGGGGGCACUUAGAAUUGACGUUUUCCACCCGAUGACAUCAAGAAGAGACUAUCCUUGUGUCUUAUGCAACAAACGAACCAAACCGCCUGAGCGCAGAUUUAUAAAUGGACCAGGUUAUAAAGGUCUUAGGCGGUAUCUCCUCAAGUUUUACUUUAUCCAAGUGAAUGAAAAUGGUGUUACGUGUAACAAAUGUAGGGCCAUGUACUACAGGGACACUCAAAACAAAGUUCCAAAAAGACAAGUCAAUAUUGAACCCUCCAAUGAUGCCAUGAAAUCUCCGAAGCACAUAGCAUUACCAAUACCAUCAGUUGGUGGCAGUCAUUCAACCUGUUUCGUGUGCAAGCGUAGAGGACCAAAGUUACUUGUUGUACCACUGUCUGCCCGGAAUGAACUGUUCAUUGAGAGUAACAUUUUAAUACCAGCUGGAUCAAGAUGUUGUCCUGUUCACAUAAGUGAUGCAUCAUUUACAAAUAAUGCAUUAACUAGCAUUUUUGCACGAGAGAUGCAAACAAAAACUGCAUUCAACAGAACUGAUAUAAUGAAUCUCCUGCAAAUACUGAGGAAUGAUGCCAAAACCAAAGCUGACAAAAGAAUUGAUUUCGAUGGAUCUAACAUGUGUGCUGGGGACUACAAGAAUCUACUAGGCAUUGAUAAAGACCAAUUUGAAAAAAAAUCUCACAUUUCUAGAGAAGAAGUGAUAAAUAAUCAUACCCGUCCUCUAGCGCAAACCCUCUUUGGUAAUGUUGGAAACAGCACAGCAAUUCUGGUAAUUGAUGGCACAUAUAUCUAUAUUCAGAAAAGUACUCAGGCAUCAUUUCAGCGAAGAUCAUAUAGUAUGCAUAAACAUCGUCCUCUAAUUAAACCAGUGGUAUUUGUGUCUACAACUGGGUACGUAAUUUCAGUUCUUGGACCGUAUUUGAGUGACUACAAAAAUAAUGAUGCAAAUAUUCUAAAACAUACAUUUGAAAACAACAUAGAGCAAAUUCGAUCGUGGUUCGAGGAAGAAGAUGUUAUUAUUGUAGAUCGUGGUUUCAGGGACUCGGUAGAAUUACUUGAGGAUGUGUAUGGACUGAAAUGUCAUAUGCCAACGUUCCUAAAUAAAGGCCAAAAACAAAUGACAACAGAGGAUGGAAAUGCGUCAAGAUUAGUGACGAAAGUACGCUGGGUGGUUGAAUCCUUUAAUGGGAGAUUGAAACAGUGGAAAUACUUAGACAGAGUUAUUCCCAACACACAGAUUCCUUUUGUUGGAGAUUAUGUUAAGCUGAUAGCAGCUAUAAGCAACAGGUUUCUUCCUCCACUGAGUGUAGCUAAGGAUGCAGACAAGGAUAUUGAAAUGGCCGCAAAAAUGUUAUAUCUGUCUAAACAGAGAAAUGAAUUACAGGAGAAAGUGGAAAGAGAAGGUCUUGACAGGAAAAAUACAGUUUGGAAAGUAAUAGGUGAUAAUGACGGUGAAAUUGACGUAAAGGACUUCCCAAGGUUGUCAGAAGAAGAAAUAAGGGGUUUAACGGUUGGUGUGUACCAACUCAACAUGGCUAAGAUAUAUGCGCAGGAACACUUUGAUACACAUUGUGGAUUUGAGCUUUUUGCGAAUAAUGACGACCAAUACUUUUUGAGAGCUAAAUUACAAAGCAGACACACAUCAUCAAAGAUUUACAAAGUUUACAUCAAAUAUAACGAGGCAAGCGUUUGUGCAUGGUACUGUACAUGCAGACCUGGAGCAAGAGUUGUCGGAAUGUGCUCACACUGUACUACCGUAAUCUGGUACCUCGGGUAUGCCAGAUAUCAGGACAAACAGUGGCAAGCAAGUAAAAAUUGGUUUGACUUCAUACAAGAUGCUGAUAGAAAACUGGAUGACGUUGACUCAAGUGAUGAUGACACUGUAUCAAGCCCUGAUAUUACUGAAGGGGAAUAG
This is a messenger RNA of Mercenaria mercenaria, 1926 nucleotides long. RefSeq lists its product as uncharacterized. Gene Ontology annotation, molecular function: zinc ion binding. The transcript is spliced from 3 exons. The coding region runs from base 1 to 1926 and encodes 641 amino acids. The record is from RefSeq and is a predicted model, not a curated record. NCBI's taxonomy places the organism in Eukaryota, Metazoa, Mollusca, Bivalvia, Venerida, Veneridae.